GUCUCAUAAAUGACCAUAAAAACUUGCAUGGCGAUGUGCCGCGACCGCUACCAUCCGUGCCACCGAGGUGGAACAACCCCCGCCAGCCUUCAAGCCGGAGGGGGGCCUUUUCGACUGGCUACCCCCAGCAGGCUCCCAGGGAUUUCCAGCUGCACCAAGGUCACUCCUGGAAGAAAAAAUAUUCCCUUGUUAACCGGCCGCCGGGAUCGGUGUGUGAUGUUGGAAGCGGUGAAAAUGCCAGCACGUCUCGAGCUUUUGGAAGCCAUGGGGACAGCCAGGCACCUGAGCCACCAGAAUCAUCCCCUGAGAGACAUGUGGACUUAACCACAGAUGGUAACAUAGUUGUGGGGAUCCAACUGCCACAGAGGGCUGGCCCAUUCGUAGACACGGAAGAUUUUGCUGAUGUGGGUUCUUACUGUGAGUUUUCUGGGCUGGAAACGGUGGUUGCUGCUCCAGGUGACAGUGAAAAUGUGCAGAAAUCUCUGUAUGCAAACCGAAAUGAAGAGAGAAGACCCUCUCUCUCUGUUUCAUUUAGUUCAUCUCACCGAUUUGUGAGUUCAGCGUUCGUGAGCGUGUCAGAUAAGCCUAGAAUGGUGCGUCUGGCCGGCGACGUGGCCGGGAGCUCCCCUGCCUCCUACGGAAGCACCAGUGAAAGCGCCGUGACGCUGAAAUCGGAGCCGCAGCAACCUUUGGUGUUGCCAGAUCGCGAGCCGGCUGGGCACUUGGUACGGAGGAAGGCAGAACCGCCAGCUCCAGGGCAGUCUAGUUGUGAGCAAGUCAGGGGUGCUUUCAGAGAGCCGAAGCUCCUUGGAAAUGGCGAGACGCGCUAUAGACCCGCUCAGGCUGCGACUUUGGUGGUUGGGAUGACUCCAAUGAAGAGCAGGUUUUCCUUAGUCCCCAAAGCUGCCGGUCUCCAAAGAGCUGCCUCAACAUCUGUCUCCAGCAAAGGUCUGAAAUUCAGGAAAACUAAUUACACGUGGGUCGCAAACCCUAGUAAGUGCUCUCGUAGUAUGAAGAGAUGGAUCAGCCCUAGAGCUUCUGAAAGUGCUAAGAAGAUUGCUGGUGGAGCGGACAGAGGUGCUAAACUAUCGCCGAAAGCAGACUUGGGAGCAAAGCCGAAGAAGUCGGGACUGCAGUCCAAACUGGGUGUUUCUCCCAGCAAAUAUAAGUGGAAAGCCUCCAGCCUGCAGACCUCGCCGUCCACCUCCAAGUCUGCGUUCAGGUGGCGAUCCGAGGAUCAGAAAAAGCCUCCAGCCCCCAACCUCCCUCGAGCUGGUGCGGCCCCACCGCCUCCGAGCGCUGCGUCUGUUGGUCUCGGCGGGGCGAAGUCCUCCUUCGGUGAUGCCGCACUGUCCAGUUAUAAAGUGAAGAGUCGGACAAAAAUCAUCAAGAGAAAAGGAAGCUCGGGUUCCCCAACAGAUAAGAAGAACGGCUCCUCGCCCACCACGCCUCUGAAAAGCCACUUCCAUCUCAGGAAGAAAAACUCCUUGCGGGGGAAACCUCCUGCGACGCUGAAACGCUCCUCGCCCAAGGGCCUGGUGCAGAUCUCCAAGCACAGACUCUGUAGGCUGCCGGCCACCAGGAUGCAGGUCUCCACCAAGGAAGGAACCAACUUGCACUUCGUGAGGAGUCCACCAGCCAACAAGGUGAUAAAGACGCGCUACAGGAUAGUAAAGAAGAACGUGGUGUCUCCAGCCUUAUCGUCCUUCAGUACCCCCGUUCCCAACUGGAAGACGAGGCGCCCCGUGACAUCCAGGUAA
Molecule: messenger RNA, 1760 nt
Organism: Cariama cristata (Red-legged seriema)
Lineage: Eukaryota; Metazoa; Chordata; Aves; Cariamiformes; Cariamidae
Gene: ZC3H3
Product: zinc finger CCCH-type containing 3
Source: RefSeq, a predicted model, not a curated record